This is a messenger RNA of Glycine soja, 2342 nucleotides long. RefSeq names its product indole-3-acetic acid-amido synthetase GH3.10-like. The record is from RefSeq and is a predicted model, not a curated record. Gene Ontology annotation, molecular function: acid-amino acid ligase activity. The transcript is spliced from 4 exons. Lineage: Eukaryota; Viridiplantae; Streptophyta; Magnoliopsida; Fabales; Fabaceae. Gene Ontology annotation, cellular component: cytoplasm. The coding region runs from base 94 to 2055 and encodes 653 amino acids.
UCGUACCAUUCUUCUGCAACAUUAGGUUUGUUGAACCGUUUGAAUAUCGGGGCAUUGCUCUUGAUUGAUAAACAAAAUAAAAGGGAUAGUUCAAUGGUGGGCUCAGUGCCUUGUUUGGCCUUUUUCUAUCUACUUGCCUUGUGGAAACUGACACCCACCAACACUAAAAUUUAUUCAUUUUUAUUUGCAACACUUGCCAAUGCCCCAGCCCGCAGCAGCACCAUCAAUAACCCUUCUUCAAUGGAGCCCCCAGUUCUCAGUUUCAAUAGCAAUGACACCACCAACAAUGGCAACUGCACCACUGACUUUGAUAUCAUUACCUGGUUUGAAGACGUUUCCAAGAACGCUGGUUCUGUUCAGACUCAGACACUCUGCAAGAUUCUUAAGCAGAACUAUGGGGUUGAAUAUCUAAAGACAUGGUUGGGGAGCUACAAUAUCUCAGAAAUGGAUGCAUGUGCCUUGGAAUCUCUUUUUACUUCUGUGGUUCCCCUUGCUUCACAUGCAGAUUUCGAGCCAUAUAUCCAAAAAAUUGCAGAUGGAGACACAGGUCCUAUACUCACACAACAACCCAUAACCACUCUCUCCUUAAGUUCUGGAACCACAGAGGGAAGGCAGAAGUUCGUACCCUUUACCCGCCAUAGUGCUCAAACGACCCUGCAAACUAUCACUUUAGCAGCAGCCUAUAGAUCAAGGGUUUAUCCGACAAGGGAAGGAGGUAGGAUUCUUGAAUUUAUAUACAGCAGCAAUCAGUUCAAAACAAAAGGAGGAUUAAAAGUUGGAACAGCCACAACACACUACUAUGCAAGUGAAGAAUUCAAAACCAAACAAGAGAAAACAAAGGCAUUCACUUGCAGCCCCUAUGAGGUUAUUUCUGGGGGGGACUAUAAACAAUCCACGUACUGCCACCUCCUUCUUGGGCUCUUCUUCUCUGAUCACGUAGAGUUUAUUUCCUCAGCUUUUGCCUAUGGCAUAGUGCAAGCAUUUUGCACUUUCGAAGAGGUUUGGAGAGACCUUUGCAAUGACAUAAGAGAUGGCACUUUGAGUUCAAGAAUCAUGUUACCCCAAAUGAGAGAGGCUGUUUUGGGUACAAUAACUUCAAACCCCUCUUUGGCCUCAAAACUAGAAGAAGCUUGCUUGGAGCUAGAAGUGGUGGAUUGGUUUGGUUUGGUUCCAAAACUUUGGCCAAAUGCCAAGUACCUUUAUUCCAUAAUGACAGGUUCUAUGCAACCUUAUUUGAAAAAGCUUAGGCAUUAUGCAAAUGGGGUGCCACUAAUAAGUGCUGACUAUGGUUCAACUGAGAGUUGGAUAGGGGUUAAUGUGGAUCCUUGUUUGGCUCCUGAGAAAGUAACCUUUGCUGUAGUACCGACGUUCUCUUACUUUGAGUUCAUACCACUUUAUUAUAGACAGAAACAAGAUUUCAGCUCAGUAGCUGAUCAUGAUUUCAUGGAAGACGAGCCAAUCCCACUAUCCCAGGUUAAAGUUGGCCAAGAGUACGAAAUAGCGCUCACAACUUUUACUGGGCUGUAUAGGUGCAGACUAGGAGACGUGGUGGAAGUGGCAGGUUUUCACAACGGGACCCCAAAAUUGAACUUUAUAUGCAGAAGAAAACUAAUUCUAACCGUGAAUAUAGACAAGAACACAGAGAGAGACCUUCAAAUAGUGGUAGAGAAAGGGUCACAGCUGCUAAACAAGGCAAAAGCUGAGCUUGUUGAUUUUACAAGCCAUGCAGAUGUCUCAAACAACCCAGGUUGUUACGUUAUUUUCUGGGAAAUCAAAGGUGAGGCCGAGGAUAAGGUACUUGAGGCAUGCUGCAGGGAAAUGGAUGCUGCUUUUGUUGACCAUGGCUAUGUGGUCGCAAGGAAAACAAGUUCAAUAGGGCCUUUGUUGCUUUGCAUUGUAGAGAGAGGGACUUUUAAAAAGAUUUUGGAUUAUUUUGUGGAGAAUGGGGCAGCACUGGGCCAGUUCAAGACCCCUAGGUGCACUAACAACCCGGUCCUCCUCAAAAUUCUUAGUGCAUGCACCAUUAAAACAUUUCGCAGCACUGCUUAUAUAUAGUUCAAUCCACUUAUGAUGGAUGCAUCAUGCAUUGUUUUGAUUUUUUUUUUCUUUUCAAAAUUUUUCUAUGGUUUUCUCCUAGUGAACAACAAGCUAUAGCGAAGUUAUUAGCCCAUGGUUACUAGAGGAAAAAAAAAUCUUUUUAAUCAAAAACCCUUGUCUUGGGGGUGUGUUGUAAUUGUUUCUUUAUUUUUCUUUUCAAGAAUUCAGGGUGUGCUUGUAGACCAGUCUUAAAAAAGAAACAUGCAACCGGAUGAUUCAAUGCCAUUGAUUUUUUUUCUUUGUAA